Fusarium graminearum PH-1 is the source of this 759-nucleotide messenger RNA. RefSeq lists its product as uncharacterized. Lineage: Eukaryota; Fungi; Ascomycota; Sordariomycetes; Hypocreales; Nectriaceae. The record is from RefSeq and is a predicted model, not a curated record. The transcript is spliced from 2 exons. The coding region runs from base 1 to 759 and encodes 252 amino acids.
AUGUCUAUCCCUGAUAAGAAAAAAACACUCUAUUACAAAGAAUGCAACAAAGACCAGAAUGAAUCCAUCAUCUUUCUGCAUGGUGGCGGAGGAAGUCACAUUGAGUGGAAACAGGUUGCGAAUCAAUCCUCCAUGGACUCGUAUCAUCUUAUACUUGUCGAUCUACCAAUGCACUCGGCAUCCCGUGACAUAAAGCCUCUCACAAUCGACACGGCAGCCGAUGAAGUACAAGAGGUCAUCCGCAACCAUGCCCAUGGCGGCAAAGCCCAUGUUGUUGGAUUCUCUUUAGGCGGAUUCAUCGCCUUGGUCCUAACCUCACGUCACCCGAACGCCGUGUUAUCAACCUUUGUUACUGGCGCGAACCCAUACCGAGGUCUGUUCAAAUGGGUCAUGCAAAGGCCAACAGCGAUGUGGAUCGUAAACAAGAUACAGAACAUCCCUGGGUUGACGGAAAUGGCCCUCAAGAGACAAGGGAUCGAUUACGAAGAGUGGAUGGCCGAGACCGAGAAGAACAAGUCACCAGAGAGGGACGAUGCAAUGAGAAGAGAGGUGAGAGGCAAGAUGGAUCAAGUUGAAGCGGUGAAAGAAAUGGGAGUAGUUUUAAGAGAAGGCGGACACGAGAAAGGAGUUGAGAAUGAAGCAGUCGUGGUGACAGAUGCAUAUCACCCUUGGCAUUUGCAGUUGCCAGAGCUGUUUGCUGCUGGUAUUUCUGCUUGGGUGGGAAACAAAGAGUUACCAAAGGAAUUUGAGAGGCUGUAG